GUUUUCGACUUUGCAAUUAGAUAAAAUCUUUUCUAUCCAUUUCACACACAAAAAUUAAGGGCUCUCUCAAUUUCAAAAUUCAGCUUUCAGUGUUAGUUAUCCUGAGAAAAAGACAAAAUCUAAUCUUUAAUGGCGAAGAAAGGAGGAGCGACGUUAGCUGAGGAUGCACCAUGGCGAGUUUCUUCAGUAAGACCAUUGCCUAAGAUCAGUCGCUCACCGGUUCUUUCCAUUUCUCAAAGCCCAGAAACCGAUUACGCCAUUUCUGUCAUGAAGCAUCCGAAUCCUGUGGGAGGUGGGUUUGCGAUGGAAGCUGUACUUGAAUCUGCAGGACCCGAAUGCGUUGUUCCUGGCCAAGUUACACCUCUUCGGCUCCUUGGUGUUAAGGUGUGGCCAGUUGAAGUUGAUCUUAAAUUCUUGGAACCAGUGGGAAAAGAGCUGAAAAUGCUUGGAAAGUUCAUGGACAACGCUGUCGAGCUGAUGAAUAAGUCCUUCAUUGACCGUUAAGCAAUAUAGAUAACAGGUCAUAUACUUGUCAUGGUUUUACGUCUGGAGUUUUGGAAUUGCGGGAGAUCUAUCUAGUGCCGGAAUCUAUUGGAGGCAGAGAGAUCCAAUAUGAACAAAGUUGAAUGUGGUGUGUGUGUGUUUGUAUAGAGAAUUUUUACAAACAGAAUCAAUAUGCUAUCAAAUCAUUGGUUUGAAUGAUAAUUUUAAGAAUGUCUUUAAAGGUUAUAUCUAAAGUUCUCCAAGUUUUCUGUCA
Messenger RNA from Capsella rubella, 757 nucleotides. RefSeq lists its product as uncharacterized. Bases 130 to 504 code for a protein of 124 amino acids. The record is from RefSeq and is a predicted model, not a curated record. Gene Ontology annotation, cellular component: chloroplast envelope. NCBI's taxonomy places the organism in Eukaryota, Viridiplantae, Streptophyta, Magnoliopsida, Brassicales, Brassicaceae. The transcript has 4 exons.